AGAAAGAAAAAAAAUCCAUUUGAACACAAAAGAAACUGACACUUUGCUUUACCUUUACUUCACAAUUUUUCAUUUUCUUCCCCAAACAACCAAACCAAUCUUCUUCCCAUAUACAUUAUCUUCUUCUUGUUGUUUUUCUAUUGGAGUAGUACUUGUUUGGUCUUUACAUCUACUCUCUUUAUUUUUCUUGUCAAUACCAAAAAUCUAAGAAUGACUGACAGAGUCUACCCUUCAGCCAAGCCUAAUGGCACCGCACCCACUGCUACUGCCGCAAAUCCAAACGCUGCCCCCGUUAAGAACCAGAUGUACAACCCAAAUCGUGUCCCUUACCGACCGACACCAACUGCCUACCACCGACACAACCGACGUCGUUGCAGUGGCCGGCGUUGUUUCUGUAUGUGUUGUUUUUGGUCCAUCCUCAUCAUCCUCAUCAUUCUCCUCCUUGCAGCUAUUGCUGGUGCUAUUUUUUACGUCCUUUACCAUCCUCAACGUCCCACAUUCUCAAUUUCCUCACUCAAGAUCUCUAAUUUUAACCUCACUACCUCCGCCGAUGAUACAACCCACCUCACUGCAAAAUUGAACCUCACACUCUCAACCAAAAACCCAAACAAGAAAUUGAUAUACAAUUAUAACAGUAUCUCUAUAACUGCACUCUCAAAUCAAGUUGUUUUAGCAAAAGGGUCGUUUCCGGGAUUCACUAGUACUCCGAAUAACAUUACCAUUAUACACUCGACUCUAUCGAUGGUGUCACAAGUGCUUGAUGUGGAUUCAGUUUCGUCUUUGAAAUCAGAUCUGAAGAGAAAAGCUGGGUUGCCUGUGACAAUCUUGAUGGAUACGAUGGUAGAGGUGAAAAUGGACAAAUUGAAAAGCAAAAGGGUAGGGAUCAGAGUAACAUGUGAAGGAAUUCAUGGACAGACUCCAAAAGGUAAAACUCCACCUGUUGCAUCAACGAACAAUGUUAAGUGUAAGGUUGAUCUGAGAAUCAAGAUCUUGAAAUGGACCUUCUAAUUUGGUUUGAGUUUUUUUCUUCUUUUUUUAUUCGGUUCAAGUAUAAUCAUAGUAAUUUCUUUUGGGGUUCAAAUUGGCUCCUCUGUUUUUUUUUUAAUUUUUUUUUUUUGGAUUUGUUUGUAAACUUAAGAAGAAAUUAGGAAGAAUGCCAAAGUUAAUUGAUAAAGUUGAGGUUUUUUUUCCUAGAAUUGUGAAGAAAGUGUUGGAAUUCUAAGUAUUUUUUUUUCUCUCCUCAUAGUCAGACUUAAAUUCAUUGAAGAUCUCAAUCACAAAUUAUCAUUUUCUUGGUA
This is a messenger RNA of Solanum dulcamara, 1298 nucleotides long. RefSeq names its product NDR1/HIN1-like protein 6. The transcript has a single exon. Gene Ontology annotation, cellular component: plasma membrane. Bases 211 to 1008 code for a protein of 265 amino acids. The record is from RefSeq and is a predicted model, not a curated record. Lineage: Eukaryota; Viridiplantae; Streptophyta; Magnoliopsida; Solanales; Solanaceae.